AUGGCCACCACCGCCCUCCUCCUCCGCGCCCACCACGCCUGCCGGCCGCCGCAGGCCCCACGGCCCGCGCCGCCGGGGCGGGCGGCGAUCGUCUGCAGGGCCACGGCGUCCGUGUCGGCGGGGCAGGCGCUGCGCUCGCUGGCCCCGCCGCCGCGGCCCGAGCUGCUGUCCCUCGACCUGCCCCGCUACGACCCGGCGCGCUCCCGGCCCGUCGACCUCGCCGUCGUGGGCGGCGGGCCCGCGGGGCUCGCCGUGGCGCAGCGCGUCGCCGAGGCGGGCCUCUCCGUCGUCUCCAUCGACCCCUCCCCGGGCCUCGUCUGGCCCAACAACUACGGCGUCUGGGUGGACGAGUUCGAGGCCAUGGGCCUCUCCGACUGCCUCGACACCGUCUGGCCCUCCGCCUCCGUCUUCAUCGACGACCGCACCUCCAAGUCGCUCCACCGCCCCUACGCCCGCGUCGCCCGCCGCAAGCUCAAGUCCACCAUGAUGGACCGCUGCAUCGCCCACGGCGUCCGCUUCCACCAGGCCAAGGUCGCCAAGGUGGUCCACAACGAGGCCUCCUCCCUCCUCAUCUGCGACGACGGCGUCGCCGUCCCGGCCACCGUCGUCCUCGACGCCACCGGCUUCUCCCGCUGCCUCGUGCAGUACGACAAGCCCUACAACCCGGGAUACCAGGUCGCCUACGGCAUCCUCGCCGAGGUCGACGAGCACCCCUUCGACAUCGACAAGAUGCUCUUCAUGGACUGGCGCGACUCCCACCUCCCCGAGGGGUCCGCGAUCAAGGAACGCAACAGCCGCGUGCCCACCUUCCUCUACGCCAUGCCCUUCUCGCCCACCAGGAUCUUCCUCGAGGAGACGUCGCUGGUCGCGCGCCCGGGGCUCUCCAUGGACGACAUCCAGGAGCGCAUGGCCGCGCGGCUGAGGCACCUGGGAAUUCGCAUCAGGAGCGUCGAGGAGGACGAGCGCUGCGUGAUCCCCAUGGGCGGGCCGCUGCCCGUGCUGCCGCAGAGGGUGGUAGGCAUCGGCGGCACGGCCGGGAUGGUGCAUCCCUCCACAGGGUACAUGGUGGCGCGCACAUUGGCGACCGCGCCCAUCGUGGCAGACUCCAUCGUGCGGUUUCUAGACACCGGCAACGGCGGCAUCGCCGGGGACGCGCUCGCCGCCGAGGUGUGGAAGGAGCUGUGGCCGACGGACAGGCGGCGGCAGAGGGAAUUCUUCUGCUUCGGCAUGGACGUCCUGCUCAAGCUGGACCUCCAAGGUACACGACGCUUCUUCAACGCGUUCUUCGACCUCGAGCCGCACUACUGGCACGGCUUCCUCUCGUCGAGGCUGUUCCUGCCCGAGCUCUUGAUGUUCGGGCUCUCGCUGUUCGCGCACGCUUCCAACACAUCGAAGCUGGAGAUCAUGGCCAAGGGCACCGUGCCUCUUGCCAAGAUGGUCGGCAACUUGAUACAGGACAAGGAUAGGUGA
This is a messenger RNA of Triticum turgidum subsp. durum (durum wheat), 1470 nucleotides long. The record is from the annotation of a GenBank genome assembly. Lineage: Eukaryota; Viridiplantae; Streptophyta; Magnoliopsida; Poales; Poaceae.